This is a messenger RNA of Hemicordylus capensis (graceful crag lizard), 1200 nucleotides long. Its product is annotated as serpin B10-like. Gene Ontology annotation, biological process: negative regulation of endopeptidase activity. Gene Ontology annotation, molecular function: serine-type endopeptidase inhibitor activity. The record is from RefSeq and is a predicted model, not a curated record. The transcript is spliced from 7 exons. The coding region runs from base 10 to 1200 and encodes 396 amino acids. NCBI's taxonomy places the organism in Eukaryota, Metazoa, Chordata, Lepidosauria, Squamata, Cordylidae.
AUUUUACCAAUGGACUCCAUCUCAGUAGCCAAUGGCAACUUUACUCUGGACUUUUUCAAAAAAUUGAAUCAAUCAUUUCCAGGCAAAAACCUUUUUUUUUCCUCAUGGAGUAUCUCAACUUCCCUCUCCAUGGUUUAUUUGGGAGCAAGAAAUAACACUGCCACCGAGAUGGCCAAGGUGCUUCAUUUCAGUGGAAGAAAAGAAACAGAAAGUUCUCCAUCUUCCCAGGAACUGGAUCUCGGCAAAGGUGAAGAGCUCCAUCGUUUGUUCCAGGAACUGAUUUCUGAAAUUAACAAAACCAGAAGCACCUACUUGCUUAAAACUGCCAACAGACUAUAUGGAGAACAAACUUUUCAGUUCUUUAGUGAAUAUCUGCAGCUUGCUAAGAAAUAUUAUCAUGCAGAGCCACAAAUGGUGGAUUUUUUGACAGCUGCAGAACAAGUCAGAAACCAGAUCAACUCUUGGGUUGAAAGUGAAACUGGCAACAAAAUCAAGGAUCUGUUGCCGAAAGAUGCAGUUGAUGAUAAGACUGCAUUGGUCCUAGUAAAUGCAAUUUAUUUCAAAGGGAAGUGGGAGACAAAAUUUGAGAGAGAAAAUACAGCUGAGAAGCCUUUCAGAAUGAGUAAGACCAUAUCAAAGCCUGUUCAAAUGAUGUUUCUAAAGAGUAAGUGUCCAGCUUUCUACAUUGAUACUCUGAGAGUAACUAUUCUUGAGCUUCCGUAUGUGAAUAAAGAGCUCAGCAUGUUCAUCCUGCUUCCAGAUGACAUCACAGAUGAUUCUACUGGUCUGGAACUGCUGGAAAAAGAAUUAACUUAUGAGAGACUAUCGAUAUGGACCAGUCCAGAAAUGAUGGAGAACAUGGAAGUGGAGGUUCACUUGCCCAAGAUGAAACUGGAAGAGAGUUAUGACCUUGGGUCCACCCUAAGCAGUAUGGGAAUGAUGGAUGCCUUCAGUGAAAGCAGAGCCAAUUUCACAGGAAUGUCCAAGAAAAACAACUUGUUUUUAUCAAAGGUGUUUCACAAGUCCUUUGUUGAGGUCAAUGAAGAGGGCACUGAGGCAGCGGCUGCCACUGCAACAGUGGUUGUAGUAAGAUCAUCUCAAAAACCUCUAACAUUUGAGGUAGACCAUCCUUUUCUCUUCUUUAUCAGGUACAAUAAAACAAAAAGCAUCUUGUUCUUCGGUCGAUUUUGUUCUCCCUAG